Molecule: messenger RNA, 3330 nt
Organism: Fraxinus pennsylvanica
Lineage: Eukaryota; Viridiplantae; Streptophyta; Magnoliopsida; Lamiales; Oleaceae
Source: the annotation of a GenBank genome assembly
AUGCCGACGCCGGUUAGUGCAGCCAGGGCAUGCUUAACACAGGAGGCGGUGGCCACCCUCGACGAGGCUGUGGCGGUGGCGCGACGCCGAGGGCACGCGCAGACGACGUCGCUACACAUGGUGUCGUCCCUCUUAUCCAUCCCCAAUUCAUCCUUACGUGAAGCAUGCACCAGAACACGCAACAACGCAUACUCCACUCGAUUGCAGCUAAAGGCUCUUGAGCUUUCACUGAGCGUGUCUUUGGACCGACUGCCUUCUUCACGAACGAACAAAGUUGAGGAGCCACCAGUAUCGAAUUCUCUCAUGGCUGCUAUAAAAAGAUCGCAAGCGAAUCAAAGAAGGCAGCCUGAAAACUUCAGCUUCUAUCAGCAGCAGUAUUCUUCGUGUUCUUCUGUUCCAGUGGUGAAAGUUGAGCUCCGGAAUUUGAUUAUAUCAAUUCUUGAUGACCCUUUGGUUAGUAGAGUUCUCGGCGAGGCGGGGUUUCGGAGUUGUGAUAUAAAGAUAGCUACACUUAGGCCAGUUAACAGUUUUCAUGGCCACCAUCUGUUUGGUUAUUCAUCUAGGUACAAACGGCCACAACCACCUUUGUUUUUAUGUAAUUUUAACAGUAGUGAUAGUACGAGCGAGGUAAGUAUGACUAGUAAAGGUUUCACCUUUCCUUUUAUGGGUGGUUUUCCUGGGGAAGAGAAUUCGAGGAGAAUUGGAGAGAUCAUGGUCAAGGAUAAGAAAAAGAAUCCACUGCUUUUGGGGGUUUCUGCUAGUGACGCUUUAAGGAGUUUCUUGGAAACUGUGCAAAAAAAAGGUGAAGGUGUUUUGCCUACGAGAUUAAUUGAGUUGAAUGUGAUUUGUGUUGAAGCUGAGAUUUCGAGGUUUGUGAAUGGGGAUUGUGAUGAGGAACUAAUAAAAUUGAGAUUCGAGGAGGUCGAAAAACUAGUGCAGAAUAGUGUAGGAAGUGGGGUGGUGGUAAAUUUUGGUGAUCUGAAGGCAAUGGGUGAAGAGAGUGUUUGUGUUGAUGCUUUAAGGUACGUGGUGUGUGAAUUGGGGAGGCUGCUGCAGAUUCAUGCUGGGAAAUUGUGGUUAAUUGGAGCAGCAGCAUCAUAUGAGAUUUAUUACAGAUUUUUGAACAGAAAUCCCUCCAUUGAGAAGGAUUGGGAUUUAGAAAUUUUGCCUAUUACUUCACUUAGAUUUUCCACUGAAGGGUCUUUCCCCAGAUCCAGCUUGAUGGAGUCUUUUGUUCCAUUGGGUGGGUUCUUUUCUACACCGACAGACAUGAAAAGCCCGUUUAGCAGCUCAUACCUCAAUGUAGUCCGCUGUCAUCUGUGCAAUGAGAAGUGUGAACAAGAAGUGACUGCGCUUUCAAAUGGAGGAGUUACCGAUUUAUCUACAGAAAAAAAUCACUCUAGUUUGCCUUCUUGGAUGCAGAUGACAGAAAAUGGCGCGCUCAAUGGUGUGGCUCCGUUGAAGGUCAAAGAUGAUGGUAUGUUACUAAGUGCGAAAAUUGCUGGGGUACAGAGGAAAUGGGAUGGUAUCUGUAAGCACCAUCACUAUAAUCAACCUCUCCCCAAAAUGAAUAGCCAUCAAUUGACUUUCCAAUUUCCAUGUGUUCCGGGUACUCAAGUUGCCGAGAAAAGGAAAGGGAAUGCCAGUAAUGACAGCAGCAACCAUACAUUUGCAUCAUCGACUGAAUGUGGAAGCAAGAAUAAAGUUCAAUUCUUGUCAACAGAUUUAGAACAGAUUUCUUCAUUGAAAACACAUAGUCCAUUGGAUGUGCUUUCAGAGGCCGAGAAUCGGAAAAUUUCGUCCAAAUCUUAUGAAAAGCCUUCGGCAGUUGAAGAUGAGUCAGCCAUCCUCAAACCAAAUCCUUUGAAGUCUUCGAGUGCUAGCAUCAAUAAUGGUCAUACAUCUCCAACUUCAACAACCUCAGUGACUCGAGGUUUGAGUCUGCAUAUGCUUUCUGCUUCUACAGGCAGGGAACCAGGGAAACCGGUGGAUCAAUGUCGUGUGGGUCGUACUAAAGAAUUUUCAGGCAGCUUGUCAACAGAUGCCGACACUUUCAGUGGAAUUAUCUCAAACCACCCCACUCAUUCCUCCUCCUGUUUCUUUAAUUCAAAAGAUCCUAAGAUGCUUUACAAAGCUCUAGUUGAAAGAGUUGGUCAGCAGGAAGAAGCUAUUAGGAUGGUAGUUGAAACAAUAGUUCAACGUCAAACAAAAAUUGCAGGCCGUCGUGGAGACUUGUGGUUUAAUUUCCAAGGUCCUGAUAGGCUGGGUAAGAAAAGACUUGUUGUGGCUCUAUGUGAAAUAUUAUAUGGAAGCACAGAAAGUCUUGUUUGUGUGGAUCUAAGUUUCAAGGAGGCGAUGUCCCAUACAGACACACUAUUCAAACUCCAAGGAAUGAAUACAUAUGAUGUAACAAUCCGAGGGAAAACUAUUAUCGAUUAUUUAGCAGAAAAUCUCAGCAAGAAACCAUCUGUCGUCUUCCUUGAAAAUAUUGACAAGGCAGAUCCAGUCGUCCAAAAUAAAUUGUCUCAUGCUGUUAGUACUGGUAGAUUCUCAGACUUGCAAGGAAGAGAAGUAAAUGUAAGAAAUUCCCUCUUUGUGACAACUACAAGGUUCAUGGAAGGUGGACAAAUCUUUUCCAGUAGCCAGGAGACAACUAAAUACUCGGAGGAAAAUAUAUUGAGAGCAAAGGGCUGGCCAAUUCGGAUGUUGAUAGGAAUUGAUCUCAAUGAUGAUCUAACGAGCCAAAAUGCAACUGAUAAAGGAUUCUCUAGCCCGAUUUUGAUGAGCAAAAGAAAGCUUAUUGGUACUGAUGGAAGUACCGCCCCAUGUGGAGGCUUGGAGACGACAAAACGAGUUCACAAAGCAUCAAACUCGUUUCUGGACUUGAACCUUCCUGCUGAAGAAAGCGAAAUAUGGGACACUUGCUCCGCAGACCUUGAUUGUGAUUCCAUCUCCGAAAACUCCAGGUCAUGGCUCGAGGACUUCAUUCAACAAAUUGAUAAAAUGGUAGUCUUCAAGCCUUUUGAUUUUGAUGGACUCGCUGAUAAAAUACUUGCGGACAUGAAAGAGUGCUUGUGCAAAGUCGUUGGCACAGACUGUUUGUUAGAGACAGAACCAGAGGUAAUCGAGCAACUUCUCGCAGCCACAUAUCUAAAAGGCUGCGAGAAAGUUGAAGAGUGGAUACAACAUGUUCUUAAGCAGGGAUUCAUAGCUGCUCGUAAAAAGUUUAACCAUAAUGCUUGCUCUGUUGUGAAACUUGUCUCUUACAAAGGCAUUUCCCCGGAAGAAACACCACAAAUUCUCCUUCCUGCUAGAAUUAUGACGAACUGA